CCUCGUUGCCAACGCGCCCUCCGAAAUGUUCAACUCAGCAAUGCAAUAGUGCUUUGGCUGGCAACAAGACCGCUAUCAUCAAAUCGCUUCCUUCCCCCUAUCUACAAGUACCAUGUCUCGUUCGCUUGACACGUAUGAUCACAUUUCCAUUGCAGAGAUUGUCAUCUACGCCUUCUUCCUGGUAGUUGGCGUCUACCUCUGCUUCAAACACGGCGUCCGGCGCACCACAGGAUGGGUCUACCUCGUCAUCUUCGCCAUCGCCCGCAUCUUGGGCUCGGCGCUCCGACUGGCCACUACUUCAAACCCUAGCGAUGUCGGUCUCUACGUUGGCUGGCAGGUCCUCAAUGGAGUCGCCCUUGGUCCCUUGAUCCUGCUGCUCCUUGGCAUGCUCGGGCGUUGUUACGACUCGAUCAAUCGGCAAGGGCAUGUUGUUGUCAAGCCCUUGUAUCAACGCAUCAUCAGGCUCAUGAUGCUUGUGGCAAUCAUCCUCACCAUUGUCGGGGGCACGCAGUCGGAUAUGACAAUGCAAGGAGGGCAUGUGCAUGUUGCGUACACAACACUGAGCAAGGCUGGCACAGCCCUGAUGAUCCCAGUCUUCGUCAUGGUCAUCCUCGUUGCCAUCAUUGCCCUUUUCAACCAGGGAUAUAUCUCCCAAGGCGAACAUCGCAUCCUGUUCGCCGUUUUCGCUUCGGUACCAUUUGUGGCGGUCCGCCUCGCAUACUCAUGCGUUCUCGUUUUGGGCGGUCAUCAAGGGUCAGCCUGGCUGUUUCUUGGCGCGAGUGUGAUCAUGGAGAUGAUGGCGGUUCUGAUCUGCGAGGCCGUUGGCGUGACUCUCGCAAAGGUGCCCCCCGCGCCCAAGGAGGAUCACCAGUUGCGAGAGGGGCACACGCGCGCAUGAAGGCUCAAUGAACGUUGAAAAAGAAAGGGUCAGGCACCCAGAAAUACACCUGAGACCUGUCGUUCUGUUAUUCUGUAGGCCCUCUUUGGUUGUUUUGGCCAGGCAGACUGUUGACAGUGCGUUUCGUUGAACAAUGUAGCGGACUCGAAGGGCACUAGACUACCUUUUU
Messenger RNA from Emericellopsis atlantica, 1067 nucleotides. RefSeq lists its product as uncharacterized. The record is from RefSeq and is a predicted model, not a curated record. The coding region runs from base 113 to 898 and encodes 261 amino acids. Lineage: Eukaryota; Fungi; Ascomycota; Sordariomycetes; Hypocreales; Bionectriaceae. The transcript is spliced from 2 exons.